Molecule: messenger RNA, 363 nt
Organism: Heterobasidion irregulare TC 32-1
Lineage: Eukaryota; Fungi; Basidiomycota; Agaricomycetes; Russulales; Bondarzewiaceae
Exons: 3
Source: RefSeq, a predicted model, not a curated record
GACGACUAUCCCCCGCAGAGGCAUGCUGGCGCAGUGGGUUACGGUCCAGCAUACGGCAAGGGCCCGGGUCUGGGCGAGAAAAUCACAGGCAUAAAAGAACAGAUCAAAGGGAAGCUGUCGCACAAUCCCCAGCUCGUCGAGCAAGGACAGCUUCGUAAGACGGGGGAGCUGAAGAAAAGACAGCAAGAAGACAAAGAUCCCUUCCAAGACCCAAUAUCUGGCUCGCAGCCCGCUCAGGCAUCUGGCAACAAACCAUCGGACAACGUCACGUCUUCGGCGCCGCACGAACGCGCCUCCACCGUCGCGCCUCGUGGAACUGAUGCAGCUGAAGAGCAGCGCGGAGAAGGCAGAAAUGUCAAGAUA